This is a messenger RNA of Durusdinium trenchii, 560 nucleotides long. The record is from the annotation of a GenBank genome assembly. Lineage: Eukaryota; Dinophyceae; Suessiales; Symbiodiniaceae.
AUGGCCCACGGCCGCCCGAGGAGCUGCUGCAGCUUGCAGAGUAGGUUGCAUAAGAACACAUGGACGAAGGAAACAUGGAUCCAACAGAUCGAGGUGAUCGUCCCGUUCUGGGAGAAGAGUGAAAAGGAGCGCCAAGCGCUGCGGUGUGCCACCGCGCCUGCUCGACCGAGCUCCCAGAUUUUCCGGACCAUCAGCGCGUCUGGGCUCAGCAGGGAUCAACGUCGAGCGCGGUUAGCCAUGUCCUGUUCGACGCCCUUGCACGGUGUGAGCUCCCAACGCAACGCGCUCUUCGCGGACUGGAUCCAUAGUACUCUCCAGGGGCCGUCAGCACGCCGGCUCUCGCAGAGUCAAAGUGCAGCGGAACUUCUGUCGGAGCCGGGGAUGUCCAUGGUGACGAGGAUGGUGCCCGAACGGGCAAACAUGAUUUUGCCGUCAUGGACGGAUCGGAAGCAGCAGACGCGGAUGGUUUGGGUCGGCAUGGAGCGUGAGAAGUGGGAUACUCUUGACGCGCGACGGACGCGGUAGAGACGUCACUGGGGAGGUGGUGAGACGUCGUCGAC